Arabidopsis arenosa is the source of this 2331-nucleotide messenger RNA. Lineage: Eukaryota; Viridiplantae; Streptophyta; Magnoliopsida; Brassicales; Brassicaceae. The record is from the annotation of a GenBank genome assembly.
AACGCCGUUGAAAUAGUAAUCGGAGGCGAUUUAGCAUCGUAGAGUCGCCGUUCAUGGCCUUCACGUGGGGAUCUGCUCUCCGGAUUUCUGUUCUCCUUAUCCUUGUAGCUGCAAUCGUCUUAGCUUGUUAUUUUCUCCCCGUUGAGAAGUUAUUGAAGGAUUUUUUGUUAUGGGUUGAACAAGAUCUUGGGCCUUGGGGACCUUUUGCCCUGGCUGUUGCGUAUAUUCCUCUAACAGUUUUGGCUGUUCCAGCCUCGGUUCUCACGAUCGGUGGUGGCUACCUUUUUGGGCUGCCAAUUGGUUUUGUGGCGGACUCAGUCGGUGCUACACUUGGCUCAGGAGCCGCAUUUCUUCUAGGCCGUACAAUUGGAAAACCUUUUGUUGUUGCAAAAUUAAAGGAUUAUCCUCAGUUUCAGUCAGUGGCACUCGCGAUUGAGAAAUCCGGCUUCAAGAUAUGCUUGCUGCUCCGGCUUGCUCCUCUUCUCCCCUUCAGCAUGUUGAACUACCUAUUAUCUGUCACGCCAAUUCGGCUAGCCCCAUACUUGCUUUCUUCUUGGUUAGGGAUGAUGCCAAUAACACUUGCGUUAGUGUAUGUUGGAACAACUCUAAAAGACCUUUCUGAUGUAACUCACAAGUGGAGCGAAUUCUCGCUAGGUCGCUGGGCGUUCUUGAUUUCGAGCCUUGUGAUAUCCGUGAUAUUAAUGGUGUGUGUUACGAAGGUGGCGAAGGACGCUCUAAGAAAAGCUUUAGCAGAACACGGAGGAGACAUGAACGAAGCGGUUGCAGCCUUGCCAGAGCUGACCGUUACUGAUGAAGCUUCGACGGAUUUAAAUGAGCCUCUCUUAAUAAAGAUAGAUGCUCAACAACCUCAGGACCAAGCUAUGGGGAUCUCCUUCAGCAAGCGUCGACGAGACAACUACCACCACCACCGUCCCCACCACAAUCCGCCGUACUAUUACUCCGAUCCUCCACCACAACAGCCGCCGCCUCAAAACGAGUACAGCUACUCUCACAACCACCUCGUUUCAACUCCACAGCUCUCUCUUCCUCCACCACCACCACCACCACCGUCUUCUUCUCAGCCUCCGCCGUCGCAGAUUAGUUACCUACCGUACGGUCAAAACUAUCAUCAAAACCAAUACUACCCGCAACAAGCUCCUCCGUAUUUCACCGGUUAUCAUCACAAUGGGUUUAAUCCGAUGAUGAGACCGGUUUUCUUCGGUCCGCCUCCGGUUCCGGUUAUGCAACCGCCUGCACCUUACGUGGAGCAUCAGAGCGCCAAGAAGGUGAAGAACGAUGUCAAUGUGCAUAAAGCUACGGUGAGGCUCGAAGCAGACGAUCUUAACCCUGGUCAUCAUCUUGUUUCCUUCGUCUUCGAUGCCUUAUUCGACGGCAGUUUCACUAUCAUAUUUUUUGCAAAGGAGGAAUCAAACUGCACAAUCGUCCCGCAUUUACCAGAAGCUUUCCCACCGAUCAAAGUCCCUUUCCAGAAAGGUACAGCGCAGAAGUUUCUACAAGCUCCAGGGACAGGAACCGACCUAGGGUUCUUUUCACUGGAUGAUCUAUCAAAACCAAGCUCGGUUUCAGACGAACCAUCAGCAGAAGAGGUGUACCCACUUGUAAUAUCAGCCGAGACAGUAAUCUCACCAAGCUCGGUUUCAGAGGAACCAUUAGUUCAUAAGCAAAUUACUCAAGCGUGUUUGGAGAAGACUAAUGAUGGAUCUUUCAAAGUGAAAGUCAUGAAACAGAUCCUAUGGAUUGAAGGACAUCGAUAUGAACUACGUGAGUUGUAUGGAAUCGAUAAUUCAACCACACAAGGUAAUGCUGCGUCGGGCUUAGAGGAUACUGAUGGCAAAGAAUGUGUCAUAUGCUUGACUGAACCUAAGAACACAGCCGUCAUGCCUUGUAGACAUUUGUGUUUGUGCAGUGACUGCGCAAAAGAACUGAGGUUUCAGUCAAACAAAUGUCCCAUUUGUAGACAACCUAUCGAUGAGCUUUUAGAGAUAAAAGUGGAAACUAGUGAUGAACAACACUGAGAAAGAGGUUUCUUCCCUUCACUUAAAACACCAUGUUUGAUAUUUUCUUCUUCUUCUUCUCCUUUUUUUGGAAACCGUCAAAUCGAAUUCUUUUGCCCUUUUUCUUAUACAAAUGUGUUUUCUCAUGCCAUAUUCUGCACAUAUUUGUUGGUCUUAGUUUUGGGAAGCACAAAGGAAAAAAGUCAGUAUAAUGUGUAUAGAGCUCCAAUGGGUCUUGAGAAACUUUUUCUUUGUAUCUUUCUACUUGAAACACUCAUCAUUCUCUUUGAUCUGUUAUUAAAUACUUUUUGGUUUG